CUCACAGCCUUAUCAAUGAAAAUACAUUUUUAUAUAUCUAUCUCUAAUCAUUUCUUCUUAAUUGUAUUUACAUGAACUAAGUCAACAAAUUGAAAACACAAUGACUGCCCUUCCCUCGUAUAGUACUGCUACCGGUACAUCCAGUAAUCGAAGCCUGCAACCAAUUAGUGGUUUUAAGGGUUGGCAAUUUGUUAUCUGCGAGCGUAUUUUUAGUUCAGAUUAUACGGUUUUUGUUUCUAAAGAUUCAGUUGGGAAGUAUUCAGCGUUUAAACAUGAUGGAAAUCAUUCAAUUACUAAAAAGGUACAACAUUCAGGUGUAGGAAUUCCAUUGUUAAAAGUUGUAACACAUGAAUUUUCCUUGACUAAGAUGCUAACAAUAUACAAGUAUUUCAUAAAUGAGGAUUCAUUUCGUCAAAAGGGCUUUGAUUCUACCAAUGAUUGUUAUAAAUUUUGUAAGGUUACUAAGAAUAAACAUAUUGACUAUACUACAUAUAUACUUUCAUUCACUCCUGAUCGUUUCAAUCCUCUGGUAAAUUUUGAAGUUGUCAUGUUUGCUCAUAAUGUUUUACCUAUUAUAGAUUAUGAGUUUCAAGGGAAUUUUUACAGAUGGAUUAAAAAUGGUCCAAGUUCUUCGUGGUACAAAUAUAACUACAUUAACUAUUUAUUAAAUCCUAAUCAAAAUUGUCUUGCUCGAUUUUGGGAUAAACAAACUUAUAAGAUUAAUCGUGAUAAAUCGAUUGACAAUCCAUUAUUAGGAAACAACUUUAAAAAAUUCUUUAGUUUUAGUUCGAGAUAUCCCAAGGAUGAUUACACUUCUUUAAUGCAAUUAGCUUCCUUGGAGGAACUUGUUUCUUCAGCAGUCCAUUCCUAUAAUCAAACGGCUUUACUUGAUGUGUUAGAUCUUUACGAACCUUCUGCAGAUGUAGUUAAGUACGAAAGCAUUCAUUCGGUUAACAUGGAUAGCUUAAUUAAGGUUUGUAUGUCGCUAGUAUUUAAACGUGAGGAAGAUAUCACAGCAGCUCGUAAAAAAAGAAAUAUGAAUAAUUAUAGUUAUCUGAGUUUUAGUAGCAAUUCAUUACAGAUUUAAUAUUAGUAGAUAGAUUACUUAUAACAGAAUGUAACAGUAUUGCUUAAUCAUAAAUUGCGCUUUCAUAACUUUUUAUUUUUCGCACCUGCAACAUGAGUGACACUCCAAGCCCC
This is a messenger RNA of Scheffersomyces amazonensis, 1200 nucleotides long. RefSeq lists its product as uncharacterized. The transcript has a single exon. The record is from RefSeq and is a predicted model, not a curated record. Bases 101 to 1087 code for a protein of 328 amino acids. NCBI's taxonomy places the organism in Eukaryota, Fungi, Ascomycota, Pichiomycetes, Serinales, Debaryomycetaceae.